Molecule: messenger RNA, 2175 nt
Organism: Pygoscelis adeliae (Adelie penguin)
Lineage: Eukaryota; Metazoa; Chordata; Aves; Sphenisciformes; Spheniscidae
Gene: ZFAND2B
Product: zinc finger, AN1-type domain 2B
Exons: 9
Coding region: 1-867 (288 amino acids)
Biological process (GO): protein targeting to ER; proteasome-mediated ubiquitin-dependent protein catabolic process
Cellular component (GO): cytoplasm; endoplasmic reticulum
Molecular function (GO): zinc ion binding
Source: RefSeq, a predicted model, not a curated record
AUGGUGCAGUAUUUUGGGCUGUGCCUUUGGGGAGUCGGGGGGACACAAAGGCCGCAGGCGGGCAGCGCUGACGUCUCGGCGCUCUCUGCCCGCUGCGUCUCCCUGCUGCCAGACUUCCUCCCCCUGAAGUGCGACGCCUGCGAGCAGAUCUUCUGCACCGACCACAUCGCGUACGCCCAGCACGACUGCACCUCUGCCUACAAGAAGGAUGUGCAGGUCCCUGUGUGUCCCCUCUGCAACACCCCGGUCCCUGUGAGGCGGGGGCAGAUGCCCGAUGUCGUGGUGGGUGAGCACAUUGACCGUGACUGCAAGUCCGACCCCGCACAGCGCAAGCGCAAGAUAUUCACCAACAAGUGUUUGAAGCCCGGCUGCAAGCAGAAGGAGAUGAUGAAGGUGAUCUGUGACCAGUGCCACAAGAACUACUGCCUCAAGCACCGGCACCCCCUGGACCACGACUGCAGCGGGGCAGGGCGUCCCCUCUCCAAAGCAGGGCACGCUGCAGUUGCAAGAGCCCAGGCGUCCUCCUCCAAAACAGUCACCGCAUCAAGCAGUGGAGCUGCCCGGCCAGCAGACAGCCCCUCUUCUCUGGCCUCUGCCAGAGGAGGCAGAGCAGCUGCCUCGCAGACUGCCAGCACAUCCCCUCCGGCUGUCAUGCUGCAGAAUGGGCUGAGCGAGGAAGAGGCACUGCAGCGAGCUCUGGAGAUGUCCCUGGCAGAGUCAGCACGCAGCUCAGCACAUCCACCCAGCAGCACGCAGGAGGAGGAGGAUUUGGCACUGGCCCAGGCGCUGUCAGCGAGCGAAGCCGAGUACCAGCAGUCGCAGCGGCAGGCGCACGGUUCAAAGCCAUCAAACUGCAGCAUGUCAUAGGCAGGCGGGGCAGGGUGUGCCAGUGGACGUGGGAUCCUGCUAGUGACCUGAGGAGCAGCUCUGGCCUCCCACGUGGAUGCCGUGGGGUUCUGGCCUGGACACUGAUGACAAGAGCCCCUCUCCAGGGACAGCUCUUCUCCCUGGGGGCUGUAGGUGAGCCACCAAACACACACUGACACCUCAACCCUAGUACCUGUAUAAAGUCGGUGCAGCAAAUUGCUGAUGCUCCUGGAGAGGUGAAGACGGUGUGGGACGAGGCUGAGCACACACUGACCAAAGCAAGCAGCACCCCACAGUGUGCACUUAGCCACAGCUGCCGUGGCCAUGUCCCAGCACUGCGGGGACUGUGGGGUAAGGGCAGAGCCAGCCUGGAGGGGAAGUGCUGUGUGGGGACAUCUCUGCGCGCUCGGAUGCACAGCUGGGAUGCGGCUGCCUGCUCCAGUAGCCGGGGGCUGGAUUUCAUGCUCUGGGAAGGGCCGUGCCAGCCCCUCAGAAAAGAGCAACGGUGGCUGGGACGGUCUCUUACACAGGUAUGGCACGGCUGAGUAUGCGGCCUCCCGGCAGUGUGAAGGCAGCCCCUUCCCAACUCCCCAUGCCCUCAGUGCCUCCCCUGCUGUUUGCAUGCACAAGCGCACGUUGGGCCUUAUCCGACUUGGCUGGGGCCCAGGACCCCUCUGAGACUGAAUGGAGCUGUGUUUCCUUUCUGGUUUAAUUUAACAAAGGCCAUUAACUGAAAAGUAACCUCAGCAGUGACUUGACUGUGCCAGCGUCGCUCGCGCGGGAGGACUGCAGCUGCCUUCCUGCUGCUGGCUGCUCCUCUGCUGCCCUAAAUAUCCCAGAGCCCUGUUUUAAUGCUGCUGGGGCAGGAACGCCUCCCUCCUUCCAGCCGUGCUGCAGGGCAUCCCCUCCUGCUGCCCUGAGGAGCAGCAGCAGAGAACCCCUUCUUGCAAACACAGCCCUGAGCCUGGAGCCAGCCCUUCCUUGCUGGUGUUUGGAGGCAGGAGGUGAUGCCUGGGUCGCGGGGGACUUGUCCUGCUGGCCUCUUGCAGGGGGGUCUGCAGCUGGGCAGAGUGGUGCUGCUUUCCCACCUGCUCUCUCAAGCUUCCCUGCUGGAACCGCUCCUGCCUGCGGGGCUGUGCCUGGUUCUGCACAGGGCUGAGCCGUCCCAUUCCGAGCAGCGUACAGCUGGGGUGGGGGGGGUAAUCUGCUGGCGGUGCCUCCCUGGGGCGGGAAGUGGGUUCAGUCUGGGCUGAGGGAAUGCUGAGACUUGUCAAAGUGCUGCUUGGUAGAAAAUAAAAGCAUAGCACA